Cylas formicarius (sweet potato weevil) is the source of this 607-nucleotide messenger RNA. It is a transcript of the gene Taf13, whose product is annotated as transcription initiation factor TFIID subunit 13. Gene Ontology annotation, biological process: transcription by RNA polymerase II. The coding region runs from base 108 to 500 and encodes 130 amino acids. Gene Ontology annotation, cellular component: transcription factor TFIID complex. The transcript has 4 exons. The record is from RefSeq and is a predicted model, not a curated record. Gene Ontology annotation, molecular function: protein heterodimerization activity. NCBI's taxonomy places the organism in Eukaryota, Metazoa, Arthropoda, Insecta, Coleoptera, Brentidae.
UAUAACCGCGAAUUGCUACAAUUUUUUCGCUUGUGAAUUAGCCUGACGUUCCCGUUUCUAUGGCAAACCACAGAAGAAAAAAUUUAAUAGUCCAAUAACAAAGGAAAAUGAUAGCUAACGAUGAAAACUUUGAACAGUUCGAAGAAGACGAUGCAGCCGAAACUACAGUUGCCCUUUGCACCUCUGGCCGUAAAAGGCUUUUCAGCAAAGAGCUAAGGUGUAUGAUGUAUGGUUUCGGAGACGAUCAGAAUCCAUACACGGAAAGUGUUGAUAUAAUCGAAGAUUUAGUCAUCGAAUUUAUUACAGAAAUGACUCACAAGGCCAUGGAAAUAGGCAGAACUGGUAGAGUCCAAGUGGAGGACAUUGUUUUCUUAGUUCGCAAAGACGCACGAAAAUACGCCAGAGUGAAGGAUUUAUUGACAAUGAAUGAGGAGUUGAAGAGGGCUAGAAAAGCAUUUGAUGAAAUUAAGUUUGCAGGCAAAGAUGCAGUAAUAAGCUAGCAAAAACAUUUUUAACUGGAUAUUUUAACAGUUUAAGGAUAAUUUCUAUUAUAUGUGUGUAUUUUCUAUAAGAAUUCUAGAAAUAAAAUGUGUAAAAAUAACAAUAU